AUGACGGUCGUGGCAACAGCCUGCAAAAGCGCUGUAAACGUCGCGCUCCACCCGCCUGUGCCAGCUGGCUGGGUGCCCUUGGUGCACGUUUUGUGCAUGGCGGUCGUCUUUGCCAUCCCCUGGGGCCUCUCGUACAUGGGUGCCAGCUUCAAGCACAGCAACAACGGUCCGAUUACGAUGCUUUGCGACCUACGCCCGGUCGAUGACCAGUUAAUGCAAUCGAUCCCCGUAGUCGGUGGUGCUAUUUUCACCUAUGACUAUAUUUAUUAUAAUCCCCUGCCGUCGUCACCAGAAGAGGAUUUUCCUACACCGCCGCCACUGCUACCACCGCCACAGCUACCACCUGAUCCUCCUCCCAAUCCUAUGCGUUUCGGCGUCAAGGACCAUAAACCGUCGCCAUUUCGCGACUGCUCCCCAUAUGAGGAUGUCUUCGACUACUCUGACAUGGCGGAAAUGCAGCCUCUUAACAACACCGCCUUUGUCUCAAUUGAUGUGGACGUGAAGAAGUUCGUGGCCAGUGCCCUCGUCAACGUGUGGUUUGGGGAGCCUCCAGAACUGUCAAGAAAGGCUCCCCAAUUUGAGAAUGGAACGCGCAGAUUGCUAGAUCCCCGCUUGACAUUGACAAUCACCAUCAACAACAGGGAAGUCAUCACGAUAAAAACGAUUGGCAAGGCGUCGUCUGCCCUAGAUAAUCUACCGGUCUUUGCAGAAAGGCAUCUUCGAAUGUAUCCCUUUGACAGGUACAGGCUCUACAUCCGUGCGAGCAUGUCCUUGGCGAUAGACGACAACAGCACUUUCCGGCUUCCCUAUGUAAUCGCUGUCACCCAGAAGGGCUCUGGUAUGAAUUACUAUGUUCGCGAGCCACGUCGACGCUACCAAGCCUCCAGGGUGGGCAACCCCGCACUGUCCGAGGUCUUAUUCACAAUUUGGGGCGUGCGUACGAAAACGUCACGCUUCGUUUCCAUUUUUAUUGUGUUGCUUAUGUGGCUCCUGAGCUUCAUCGUUCUAACACGGGCUGUUUACACGGUGUCUAAGCGGCAUGAGGUCAGCAUGGAUGACGCGGGCCUUGCUGCAACAGUCCUGUUUGCAUUGCCCCAAGUGCGAAUCAUGCAGCCGGGUAUCCCACCUGAAGUUGGCUUGGUUAUUGACAUGGCAGGUUUCAUCUGGAACAUGGUCAUGGUCUCGGUAGCUUGUAUAAUGUACCUCUGGGUCAUGUACGCCAAAGCGGUGCAGAGGGAGCAGAGCAACGCAGCGGGGUCGCAAACGAGUGAUUCACAAAUCACCAUUGUUGUAGGUGAUCAAGACACUCCCGCAUGCGCACCAGCUGCAGCAGCUGCAGCCGCAGAUGUUUCGCAACCGGCCCCUGGAUCCGCUGAUUCCGGCGGGCUCGCUACUUCCUCUGUUACCGCUCCACAGCCUGCACCUGAACCUUCAUCUGCGUCACCUAAGCCCGCACCUCCCACUUUUAAUUCAGGGGAUCUAAUUGGAAUAAGUUAUUAA
Messenger RNA from Volvox carteri f. nagariensis, 1500 nucleotides. RefSeq lists its product as uncharacterized. The coding region runs from base 1 to 1500 and encodes 499 amino acids. The transcript is spliced from 3 exons. The record is from RefSeq and is a predicted model, not a curated record. NCBI's taxonomy places the organism in Eukaryota, Viridiplantae, Chlorophyta, Chlorophyceae, Chlamydomonadales, Volvocaceae.